UUGAGUUUUGAUUGACUAAAUUGUUUCUCAUUCAUUCAUUCUUCUCUUAAACAAUACUUUUAGAGUGUGAAAAAUAUAUUAAUGGAACGUUACAAGAUAUUGAGGGAUAUUGGUUCAGGGAACUUUGGUGUGGCUAGGUUGGCCAAACACAUCAGCACAGGAGAGCUUGUUGCUAUCAAAUAUAUUGAAAGAGGAUAUAAGAUUGAUGAGAAUGUUCAAAGGGAGAUAAUUAACCAUCAAUCUUUAAGGCAUCCAAAUAUCAUCAGAUUCAAAGAGGUUUUUGUGACACCUACUCAUUUGGCUAUUGUUCUUGAGUAUGCUGCUGGUGGUGAACUUUUUGAUAGAAUAUGUUUGGCCGGUCGAUUUAGUGAAGAUGAGGCAAGAUAUUUCUUUCAACAACUAAUAUCUGGAGUUAGCUAUUGUCAUUCCAUGGAAAUUUGUCAUAGAGACUUGAAAUUGGAAAACACUCUAUUGGAUGGAAAUCCAAUUCCUCAGCUUAAAAUUUGUGACUUUGGUUUCUCCAAGUCUGCUAUACUCCACUCUCAACCUAAAUCAACAGUUGGAACACCUGCAUACAUUGCACCUGAGAUUUUGUCUAGAAAGGAGUAUGAUGGAAAGAUGGCAGAUGUAUGGUCAUGUGGUGUAACUCUUUAUGUUAUGCUAGUUGGAUCAUAUCCAUUUGAAGACCCAGAUGAUCCCAGAAAUUUUAGAAAGAAUAUUGCGAAAAUAAUGAAUGUUGAAUACUCUAUACCUGAUUAUAUACGUGUAUCACCAGACUGUAGUCAACUUUUAUCUCGUAUUUUUGUUGUCGAUCCAACUAAGAGGAUUACAGUGUUAGAGAUAAAACAACACCCUUGGUUUUUGAAGAACAUGCCUAGAGAAGUGGUGGAGAAUGAUAGAAAAUGUAGCAAGAAAUCAGAAAAAGAAGAAAUAACAAGUCAAAGUGUGGAUGAAAUUAUGGGAAUUGUACGAGAAGCAAUGAUUCCAUGUUCAAUAGAUGCUGAUGAUGUCGAUGAGAUUGAAGAGAAGGUUGACCACAGUGGUGAUUGUGUGUGACCAAUUUAUGUGGUCAUUGAAUGUUUACAAAUAUUAUUAGUAUUAUUAUUGUUAUUAUUAUGUGGUAAUUCUACAUAUAUUUUGGACAUAAAUAAAUUAU
Vicia villosa (hairy vetch) is the source of this 1156-nucleotide messenger RNA. Its product is annotated as serine/threonine-protein kinase SAPK1-like. The record is from RefSeq and is a predicted model, not a curated record. Gene Ontology annotation, biological process: protein phosphorylation; intracellular signal transduction. The coding region runs from base 82 to 1056 and encodes 324 amino acids. The transcript has 9 exons. Gene Ontology annotation, molecular function: ATP binding; protein serine/threonine kinase activity. NCBI's taxonomy places the organism in Eukaryota, Viridiplantae, Streptophyta, Magnoliopsida, Fabales, Fabaceae.